Salarias fasciatus (jewelled blenny) is the source of this 3362-nucleotide messenger RNA. Its product is annotated as inactive dipeptidyl peptidase 10. Gene Ontology annotation, biological process: regulation of potassium ion transmembrane transport; proteolysis. Lineage: Eukaryota; Metazoa; Chordata; Actinopteri; Blenniiformes; Blenniidae. Bases 16 to 2385 code for a protein of 789 amino acids. The record is from RefSeq and is a predicted model, not a curated record. The transcript has 25 exons. Gene Ontology annotation, cellular component: plasma membrane; voltage-gated potassium channel complex. Gene Ontology annotation, molecular function: serine-type peptidase activity.
UUGCGGAUUAUCACCAUGAUUGCCACAACUCAACAGAACAUGACCACGGAGCUGGACCUGGGGAGUACAGAUGGUCCCCCGCGGAACUGGAAGGGCAUCGGCAUUGCUAUGGUGGUGAUCCUGGCUGUUAUGUCUCUGGUCAUCCUCUCUGUCAUCCUCCUCACGCCUGAUGAGACACACUUGCUGCUCCGCUCCCAUCUCACCAUGGAGGACCUGGAAAGUGAAGAUUUCAAAGUUCAUGACCCCAGUGUGGCGUGGCUGAACGAGAACGAAGUGGCUCUGCGCACCCGAGAGGGACACGUCCUGUCAUUCAGCCUCACCAACAACCUAACGAGCACCCUUCUGGACAAUAGCUCCCUGGAUCUGACCGCCACUAAAUUCCAGGUGUCUGCAGACAAGAGGUUUGUCCUGUUGGCGUACGACAUCCGACCGGUGUUCUCUCAGUCCUUCACAGCCUCCUAUGCUAUCUACAAUGUGGCUAAUGGGGACCUGCAGGAGCUUAACCCUCCCGAUGGUGACAAGGCAGUGCUGCAGUACGCUUCUUGGGGGCCUCAGGGGAACCAGCUGGUCUAUGUGUUCGAGGGCGACAUCUACUACAGGCCCAGUGUGAGCAGCAGACCUCUGCGCCUCACGGCCACAGAGCCGGAGGAGAACGUAGUGAACGGACUCUCCGACUGGACCUAUGAAGAGGAGAUUCUCUUGGCUUAUCCUGCACACUGGUGGUCUUUGGACGGUGCCCGGCUUGCUUAUCUCAGCAUCAACAACUCUGCCACGCCUGUGAUGGAAAUACCCCACUUCCUAGGCGGCCUCUACCCCUCCAAUGUGCUCUUCCCCUACCCCAAGGCUGGAUCAAGUAUCCCAUCAGCCAGUCUGUUUGUGGUGAAUCUGUAUGGUCCAGCUCACACUCUGGAGAUGAUUCCUCCGGACUCCCUCAGGGCCAGAGACAGCUACAUCUCCAUGGUGACUUGGAUCAGCAGCACCCGGCUCGCAGUCCGCUGGCUGAAUCGUGCCCAGAACCAAUCAGUGGUGUGUGUGUGCGAGGCCACCACAGGGGCGUGCUCAGAGAAACACAAAAUGGCACUGGACAUCUUACAGAACCAACGACAAGACGUGCCGCUGUUUUCCGGAGACGGCUCGGUGUUUUACACGAUCCUGCCGGCUAAGCAAGGAGCUCGUGGAGAAUUUCGCCACAUCGCUGGCCUCACAGCCCAGCCCGCCAUCCCCUCUGUACCCCCUCGCUUCCUGACAUCGGGGAGCUGGGACGUCACCGUGCUCUGCGCCCUGGACGAGAAGUCUGGGAAGAUCUACUUCCUGAGUACAGAGGAGUCCAGACACAGCAGACACCUGUACAGCGUGGACCUGGAUGGAGUGUUUCAGCGCCAGUGCAUCUCCUGUAAUCUCAUAGAUGGAUGUCGCUUCUUCAGAGCCGUGUUCAGCCCUAAUCAGACCCACUUCACUCUCUACUGCUUGGGCCCAGGAAUCCCUAAAGUGACGGUUCACAGUACAAAGGACCCCUCCAGAUACGUCUUGCUGGAGGAUAACAGCCCUUUGUCUAAAGCUCUGGAGGACAAGAGGCUCCCUGAGACUCUGUUCAGGACACUCCCAGCAGACAACCAUGACCUGCACCUGAAACUAUCUCUACCUCAGGGCUACGAGGCCAACCUGCACCCUCUCCUCAUCAUUGUAGACGGCAUUCCCGGCGGUCAGUCGGUGACAGAGGAAUUCGCCCUGGACUGGCCUCAGGUGCUCUCCAGCAUGCACAGUGUGGCCUUGGCCUGGGUGGACGGCAGGAGCGGGGUCGGCCGCGGGCAGAAGACCGCCGCCGUGGAUCCGCGCAAGAUCGGCUCGCUGAGAGUCAAAGAUUACCUGGGAGUUGUUGAGUUGUUGAUGCAGCUGCCUUACAUUGAUGAUCGCCGAAUGGCCCUCUACGGAAAGGCAUUUGGUGGAUAUCUAACUCUCAAGAUGUUAGCAGCAACAGAUAAGCUCUUUCAGUGCACAGCCGCCGUGGCACCGAUAACUGACUUCAGGCUCUACAGUGCUGCGUUUUCGGAGCGGUAUCUUGGCCUUCCGGCGAAGGAGGAGCACGCUUACUCGACUGCCUCGGUGCUGGAAGAAGUUAAUAAGCUGAAGGACGAGAACUUUCUGAUCCUUCAUGGAACUGCAGACGCGAGGGUACACUUCCAGCACAGCGCGGAGCUCCUGAGCCGGCUCGUGAAGGUGGAGGCCAACUAUUCUCUGCAGCUGUAUCCCGAUGAGGGCCACGUCUUGAGAGAGCCCCGCAGUGUGCAGCACUUCCAGCGGACUGUGGUGAACUACCUCCAAACCUGCUUGAAGCACAGCGCCCUACUCGAUCUGGAAGAGGAUGACGAGGAGGAAGACGACUGAGCCCUCGAGCAUUCUUCCUCUUCUUUCGGAAAGACUGUCUUUCGGGACUGUACGCCAUUACCUUGGGUUUGAUUUCCAGGCACAAGAGCACAGGAGAGGGGACCAAACAUGUCAGAUCACCUCCUACACAACUGGAAAAGUUUAUGUACUGUAUAACGUGUUGCACACAAUUAAUUCUGCUGUUCAGUUGUAUAUUUGGAGUCCUGUUUGUUUACACAAUUCAACUGAGAUGUUCACAAGAAGGCUACAGAUUCCUUGAAAAGUUUACAAAGCGUUUAUAACAUGCAUGUCGUAAUGGCUGCAUGAUGUGGGUUACUUUUAAUUGCAUUUUGUGUGUUUUUCAGGUUGUGAUCUUGCCCACAAGGGUUAAUUGUGCACAUUCAGCCAACAGAUGGGAACACACUUGCAGACUUUCAAAGUACUUUUUUCAUGCAAUGGGAAAACGCAGUCUUACAUAGAUAAUGAUUUCAUACAAUGCUUGACGUUUUCAUACAGGUUACUGAAUAAACCAGCGAUAGUAUCAACUUCAGAAUGACACAGAUAACAUUUUAACAAAAUCAAGCACGGCUCUGGUAAAAGAGAUCUGGAUUUAACCUUAUCUCCAGGACAUCACGCAAACUAUCUCCAUCAGUUAAAGGCCUGUGCAUACCCUGCCACUGUAAAAAAUGAGUUGUUUUUAGUUAUUUUAUAGUGUGUUUCCAGCUUGUAUAAGGUUAAAUGAAGCAUAUGGAUCAUUCUAAAUGUGUCAAAUACAUUUUGUGAACUUUAUCCUCUGGUUCUAUUUGCAUUAUGUGAUUAGGAAUGAGUAUGCAACUAAGAAUAUUAACAUCAAGCUCAAAAUCAAGAACGAUGACAAUAACAUCUGUACAGGCAUCUGUAUACUGUAUUCGGACAUACAGUAUGUUUUUGUUUUGAUACAUCUUGGCAUUUUAACUUUUUCUUGUGUAUUUAAGAAAUAAAUUAUUUCUUUGAACAAA